AAUUCGAUUGGGUCUCACCGGUUUUGCUUAUUAACCACAAUUAGCUUGAUGAUUGUCGGAAGCUGGGCAAGGCCUUGGUCGCAAUAUGCUCAGAAAUCGGUCAAUCUUCGUAAUCGCCGCUGUUUGUAUGUAUAGGACCUAAUAUAUACAUCAGGGUGUAGUACGAUAAGUGUACGCAAAGACGAUCAAUCAUGUAUACGGCUUCGUUCGAAGUUCAUUACUUGCUGAGACACCCAACCCCUUAUAAUUAUUGACCGUUCUAACGAUUCGCGAGUCAUCCGGCCGGUCCUCCAAUUGGCGUUCGCUCAGCUUGGAAUAUAGACGCUCAACCCCACGAUCAUGCACCUUUCAACUCCUUUGCCUAUUGUCCGGGUCAUGGUUUAAUCAACCUUAUUCCUUUACGGCCACCACCAGGGAAUCGUCCCAAACCAAGGAAUCCUUUCAAUUCACCCCUCACCCUGCGUUUACCGUGAUUAUUAGAUAUGUCAGAUCAGUUGAUAGAAGACCCGAGUUCGGAGGAUUGGGCUCUCAUUGAGAGGGCUAUCCAGGCCGAAUCCUGGGAUCGGGAAGCUGCAUGGUCAACUAUGAUGAAGACCAUUGAUUCUCCACCAUCUGCGCAAGGAUUGACAUCGCACAGCGAUUCUCAAACUGGUGCCAACAUAGACGGACAGAGCUCCACAGCACCCGGUGCCCGAGCACUUCAAUCAAACGCUGGUCCCGAACUCCAGCAGUCGCAACCCCUUGACGAAUCUUCUUCGAAUGAUAUCGAGGUUCCGCCGCAACGUUCAAUGAAACCUCUUCCCCGUAGAGUAUCGAUUCGCCACGAUGAAAACGUUUCUCCCAGACCUCUCACUCCUGCGUUUGGAAUAUCUUUCAACUACACUCCGUUAGCCUUGAACUCUCCAAUGCUUCCCUCCGAUAAAUCGAAUACAUCGUCGACGAUGACCAGAAAACCGAAUAGCCCCUGCAUUGAUAACAAUGUCAAACGACCUUAUUCUCCACAGCCAUCUAUGAUCAUAUCUGCAUCACACCCUCAUUUGGGUCCAGUAAGUGCUGCGUGCGAUGAUGAACUGUUUGAUACAGCUUCCUUGCUGUCGGAAUCGCAGAUAUAUCAAGAUAAUCACGGCGACGAUGCAGGGGGGGAUGAUGACGAGGGGAUGGAAUUUGACUGGGACGCAAUCAGAGAAAUUGAAGAUGAAGACGAAGACGAAGACGAAGGACCAGAAGAGGAGGAGGAGUUUCAGUUUGUUCCUGCUCGAUGGGAUGAUAAGGCCAUGGGCGGGGAUGAUGAUGAAGACAAUGAAGAGGGUGUCGAAGAAGAAAACACUGAACAAAGUGAAUAUGUCUCCGAAGACAAAGACCAAGACCAGGGUGAUCUGGUUUUCCCUAUCCCGGUCAAAUGCGAGUGGAUGUAUCAAGUGGCAGAAAAUGCGCCGCUUCUCGCCUGUAAUUUCCCUGCCAGAUCGCUGAGCGAAGCCAAGAUUCACGCCAACCGACACGCGAGAAACAAUGCUACAAAACUGUCAGAUGAAAAGGAGAUGCUUGUGGUUAAUUGUCGGUGGCGCGGAUGUGAUUUUGACAAAUACAAACUCAACGAGUACAUUACGCAUUUCAGCGUGCAUUUGCUGCUGGCAGCAAGGGAAUAUUGUGCUUGAAUACAGUAUCUAGAUUUAUUCUUUUUGCUCCAUCCUUCCGAACUUAUGAACAUUCAAUUCACGGUCUGUGCGAACUUCGAAGCACCAAAUACGGUCAUGUAAAAUAGAAAUUGAUAACACUUGCUUUGACCGUCGGUUCUGCACUGCUUCCGGCCUUUGAUGCGUCGGCGGAACCCAAUUUCUUCCUUCUUUUCC
Lentinula edodes (shiitake mushroom) is the source of this 1850-nucleotide messenger RNA. RefSeq lists its product as uncharacterized. The transcript is spliced from 4 exons. The record is from RefSeq and is a predicted model, not a curated record. The coding region runs from base 483 to 1655 and encodes 390 amino acids. Lineage: Eukaryota; Fungi; Basidiomycota; Agaricomycetes; Agaricales; Omphalotaceae.